This is a messenger RNA of Haliotis rufescens (red abalone), 4239 nucleotides long. RefSeq names its product monocarboxylate transporter 12-like. Gene Ontology annotation, molecular function: monocarboxylic acid transmembrane transporter activity. The transcript has 8 exons. The coding region runs from base 366 to 2210 and encodes 614 amino acids. Gene Ontology annotation, biological process: transmembrane transport; monocarboxylic acid transport. Lineage: Eukaryota; Metazoa; Mollusca; Gastropoda; Lepetellida; Haliotidae. The record is from RefSeq and is a predicted model, not a curated record.
GGCUGGUAUCAGCUGUCGUCCAUAGGCCAAUACGGCCGGCCGUUCCUUGACCGGCCACAAGCUAACAGCUGAUUGGCUAUAUAUAGUGCAGCACGUGGAGGUAGGACUGUGUGAGCAGUGUCGUCUGCUCAGAUAGUGUCAGGCUGCAGGAGAGGAUAACGUGAGAACCCUAGCGUCAAGUCGUUGGUGUGGUUGGGCCGACCAUUAUAGAAGAGCGUCGUCGCCGAGGUCCACGCUUUCUUAGUCUGUGUAGAAAUGCCGUGCUGUCCGUACCAUGUAACAUCGUCCAGUGUUUUCAUCCGCUGAUCUCCCUGCCAUGUGGACCGGGUGCACGAAUCAGUGAGAGAAUAAUCAUCAAACGAAGCAUGAAGAACGGAAUGGCUUCUAAAGUCGAGAACGGGGCGAAACCUACGUCGGAAGCUAGCCCCGACCCCGAGACAAGCCAGCCUGACUCCCACGAUGACAUUAUACCGGACGGAGGCUGGGGGUGGGUGGUGUGUUUUGCUUCCUUCAUGAUAAACUUUAUUUUGGAUGGAACUAUGUUUUCGUUCGGAGUUAUAAUGCUGGAACUCUUGGACUACUUUGGAGAAUCGAAAUCUAAAACCGCCUGGGUUGGAUCUACUUUGCUUGGGAUGAGCAUGCUGAUGGGUCCACUGGUCAGUUUUCUGCUGCGGCGAUUCAGCUGUCGCCAGGUCACAAUAUUCGGCACACUGUUAUCAACCAUAGGCUUCGUCACCAGCAUGUUCGCCCCCAACGUAGAAACACUCAUCAUCACGUACGGCGUUAUAGGGGGUAUUGGUUUUAGUAUGGUCUUCCUCCCGGCCAUAAUCAUUGUUGGACUUUAUUUCAAUAAGAAACGUGCGAUUGCAACGGGCAUAGCAACCAGUGGUUCCGGUGUUGGAACAUUCGCAUACGCACAUAUAUGUGACAGACUUCUUCAUGCGUACGACUGGAGGGGGACGGUUCUCAUCUUAUCCGGCUUCGUUCUGAACUGUGUGGUAUGCGGCUUCUUGUUCCGGCCGUUUGUUGAACAGAAGCUGCGCCAGAAGUUCAAAAGAGAUAAGGACGCCGGCGGAAGCAGCGGUUAUGGGGGUUCCAGCGAAGAGAAUGAGAGCGUCAAAUCCAAGGAGGAUAUUUACGAAUGUUUGAAACCCCUCCUCAGCAAGAAGUACCGUGAUGCAAAGCCGGAUGUUUUACUACCCAUUGAUCCGUCAAACCUGAGACAGAAUACCACGGCAAGGAUGACGAAGAGCGCGGAGAACAUCAGUCGUUUGCACGUAGCUGUUCCCUUAGAGCGUUUACACAAAAGCAGCCACAACAUCGCGAUGAAGAACUCGCUAGACGACUUCCAGGCGGAGAAAAUCAAGCGAGGACUCUCGAAGCCGAUCCUGCGGAAGGAUAUCUUCUACUCGGGCAGCAUACGUCACCUACAGCAGUUCCAGCACUGUCGGACGUUGUCGCAGUUUCUCGCCGAGAUGACCCAGGAUAUGGAAGUGGAAGAGAUUGAGAGUAUUGACGAGAGGUGCCGCUUCAAGAAGGGCUGGUUUGCACGUCUCAAGUACACACUGGGCACGCAACUGUUCAAGAAGCCGGUCUUCCUGCUGCUCCUCAUCACCUUCACAAUGUGGACAGUGCAGUCCGUGCCGCUCACGUAUGUCCCCGACUACGCCGUCUCCAUCGGCCUGGACAGAUCCCAGGCCGCCUUCCUCAUCUCCAUCGUCGGCAUCACUAACACCAUCGGCCGCAUCUGCGCAGGCUUCAUCACCGACUUUUUCAACGUGCGCAGCAUCGUCACCUACAUCUUCGCACUCAUCGUCGCCUCAGCUGUCAACUUCGUCCUGCCGUGGUGCAAUAGUUUUGCCCUCCUAGCCUGCUGUGCGGGCGUCUUCGGGCUGUGUAUGGCUGUGGCGGUGUCAAUGCGGACGAUCGUUCUGGCAGACAAUCUUGGUAUUGAGUACCUGACCUCCUCCUUCGGCAUGGUGGCAAUGUUCCAGGGAAUGGCCUUCACAGUCUUCCCUCCCAUUGGCGGGAAGCUGUACGAUGUGACUGGGUCGUUCACGUCGCCGUUCAUGAUGGCGGGGUCUAUGUACGUCGUCUCCUUCAUCUCCACCUGCAUCGUCGCCUUCCUCAGACGUAGCGGUCCCGCCGUCACCGUGGAGGAGGAGGUGGAAGUUCCGGCGGAAGUGCCGACGGAAGACAACGCUGCAUGAUCGGCUAUAAACGUUGUAUUCCGUCAAUUAUCUACAGAAUGCGUUUUAAGAAAAUCGUGGAGCGUUUUAACGUUGCGACCUGCGACACAAGACAUGUGUGUGUUUAAUAUUGAUCAUUGGAUGUGCGUGCUGUGGUCCUCAAACAACGUCUGACGCCACGUUUUUCAAGUUUAAAGUCAAGGUCAUAAGGGGAUGUGACUGUUGCGGUUUUUAAUGUUAUGAAGACUGUGCCACCGCAUACCCGUGCUCGAUAAAAAUGAUGUGAAGGGUAAUUCGAGUAACGAAUACCAGAGACAUGUGUCAACCCAUCGCAUGAACAUUUGGCAAAUGCGAUUUGGAUUAACUCUAUACGUGAUGAAAAACAUCCGAGUAAUAUCUCGGUCACAUUCAAUCGUUUAAGUGUGACAUCACAUACUUAUCUCGAGGCUCGCAUGCGAUCGAUUCCGAAUGCAAGUCGUUCUGAAACAGUCGGAAUGGCACGGACUAUCAUGAAUGCCUCUUGCUCUGUUUCAGUUUCGGUAUCACGUGACUUGACGUCGUCAAUCCUAUGAGUCUUAGAAUAAUAAAAUUAUCAAGUAUUCUUUUGGGGUCCGCAAGCCCAAUCCGGUAUAUAAGCGAGCUCCGGAUACAACCUGCCUGGUGUAUCGAGAGUGUAAUGUUCCAUCGUCCGGAAUAGGAAGGUUUUGCAAUAAUGAGGAACUGUACAUUGUUAUAUCAUGUCUUCCUUUAGAAUGUGUUUUAUACAAGCCCUGACUGUUAUAUUGUCAACAUGUUCAAGACGAGUGCUAUCUUUAAGUGCUCGCUGAAAAAACCCGUCUGUCUCAAAGUCCUGCUCCAUUUUCCGACUGUAACAAUCACCUGUGAAGUGUUCCGGUGACACUUGUAGACACGGUUGGGAACCCCAUAUUUAUUUUUAGAUAAUGGCCUCUGGGUAUGCGCACUCUUACGCAAAUGUUAGCGUUCUGUAUUCGGUGUAGGACAUUAAUUUGGGACCCCCAUUUCGUAGACUGUGACCCCCCAUCUUGUUUAUUGAGACCCCCAUUUCGUAGACUGUGACCCCCAUCUUGUUAAUUGAGACCCCCAUUUCGUAGACUGUGACCCCCAUCUUGUUUAUUGAGACCCCCAUUUCGUAGACUGUGACCCCCAUCUUGUAUACUGAGACCCCCAUUUCGUAGGAGGAGACCUCUAUCUUGUUUAAUGGGACACCCAUUUUGUGGACUAGGACCCCCAUCGUGUUUAAUGGAACACCCAUUUUGUGGACUAGUACCCCCAUCGUGUUUAAUGGAACACCCAUUUUGUAGACUGGGACCCCCCCUUUGUAGAUUGGUAACCCAAUUCCGUUUAAUGGAACACCCGUUUUGCAGACUGGGACCCCAUUUUUGUUUAUUGAGACCCCCAUUUUGUGGACUGGGACCCCAUCUUGUCCAAUGGGACCGCCAUUGUGUAAACUAUGACCCCCAUCUUGUUUAUUGGAACCCCCUUUUUCGUUGACUGGGACUCCCACUUUGUAGAUUGCGACCCCCAUUUUGUAGACUGGGACCCCAUCUUGUUUAUUAGGACCCCCAUUUCGUAGACUGUGACCCCCAUCUUGUUUAGUAGGACCCCCCCAUUGUGUAGAAUAUGAAUCCCAUCUUGUUUAUUGGAACCGACAUUUUGUGGACUGGGACUCCCAAUUUGUAGACUGCGACCCCCAUUUUUGUAGAUUGGGACUCCGAAUUUGCAGAUUGGGACCCCCAUUUUUAACCUUGUACCCCUACAAUUAAAGGCUUUGAGUCCCUUAACUCCAAAAUAAUCUAACCCAGGUAAACUGUUAUUUGUCCAUAUGUCUUAAACACUUGUGAUGUGUGGAAAUGCGAUUGUAGACAUACUGUUUCCAUGUUAUUGCUGUUUGUGUCAUACGUCUAGGAUAAUAUGAGAAUGAAAAUAUUAAAUCUAUAUCUAUGCAAAGUGAGACUGAGUGAGUGAGUGUUUGUUUGUUUGUUUGUUUGUUUGUUGUUUAACGCCGCACUCAGCAAUAUUCAAGCUAUAU